Messenger RNA from Fulmarus glacialis (Northern fulmar), 652 nucleotides. It is a transcript of the gene SLC35B4, whose product is annotated as solute carrier family 35 (UDP-xylose/UDP-N-acetylglucosamine transporter), member B4. The annotation marks the transcript as partial. Gene Ontology annotation, cellular component: Golgi membrane; endoplasmic reticulum membrane. The transcript has 6 exons. Gene Ontology annotation, molecular function: UDP-N-acetylglucosamine transmembrane transporter activity; UDP-xylose transmembrane transporter activity. Gene Ontology annotation, biological process: transmembrane transport. NCBI's taxonomy places the organism in Eukaryota, Metazoa, Chordata, Aves, Procellariiformes, Procellariidae. The record is from RefSeq and is a predicted model, not a curated record.
AUACAGCGUAUAUAAAUACACGUCCAUAGCCCUGGUGUCCCUGGGGAUCUUUACCUGCACUGUCAUGUCUGCAAAGCAAGUGGCAUCUGACUCCAGCUUAAAUGAAGAGGACGGACUCCAGGUUUUCUUGUGGUGGCUGCUAGGUAUUGCCGCACUCACCUUCGCCCUCCUCAUGUCUGCCAGGAUGGGGAUUUUCCAGGAGACGCUGUACAAGCAGUUUGGGAAGCACUCCAAAGAGGCCCUUUUUUACAAUCACGCGUUACUGCUCCCUGGCUUUCUCCUCUUUGCCCCAAACAUCUACCACCAUGCAGUCCUCUUCAGCCAGUCCGAGCUGUUCCAGGUCCCAGUGAUCGGGCUGACCCUGCCAAUCAUGUGGUUCUACCUCCUCAUGAACGUCAUCACUCAAUACGUCUGCGUCCGAGGCGUCUUCAUCCUCACCACGGAAUGCACCUCCCUCACCGUCACGCUGGUGGUGACACUGCGCAAGUUCGUCAGCCUCAUCUUCUCCAUCCUCUACUUUCACAACCCCUUCACGGCCUGGCACUGGCUGGGCACCACCUUCGUCUUCGUGGGGACUGUCAUGUACACGGAGGUGUGGAACAGCCUCGGGCCCUUCCUGGCCCGCUGGAGGAAGAGGCCGAAGGAGGAUUAG